AUUGCCAAAUGAAAAAAACAAAACAAAAGAGAAGCGCAGAUAAACCCUAAUUGGCUAAUUGGGUUAACUGUCCUUUAGCAGUUAUACACACACACGGCAGCAGCUGCAGCACAACAAGAGAUGGCGAAUAGUGAAGAGAAGAUGAAGAUGAUAAUGGGAAAUGACUGGGAGGAGUGUUGCACACAAGAUGAGCUUCUUCAUCUUUUAGCUAACAAGCCUCUGCCAGUUUUCUUGGAUCGCUUUGAACCCUCUGGCAAAAUCCCACUAGCCCAGGGUGUUGUGAAGGCCAUUAAUGUCAAGAAAAUGAUUGCAGCUGGUUGCCAAGUAAAAGUUUGGAUGGCAGAUAUUUUUGCACAAUUAAACAAUAAGUUGGGGGGAGACAUGAAUAAAAUUCAAGUCGCCGGGAAGUAUUUUGUUGAGAUUUUGAAAGCUUUAGGGGUUAAUCUGGAAGAUGAGAAAUUCAAGCUGCUGUGGGCCUCCAAAGAAACUGAUUCCCAGUCGGAUGUAUACUGGCCUCUAGUCUUAAAUAUUGCAAGAGGGAACACAGUUUCUGGCGUAGAGAGGUGCAUAAAACUUAUGGGUCUUUGUGAACAUGAUGAAUUAAAUGCAUCACAUAUAGUGUACACUGUCAUGCAAUGUGCCGAUAUUUUUUUCCUUGAGGCUGACAUUUGCCAAACAAGCAUGGAUCAGAUGGAAGUAAAUGUACUCGCAAGAGAGUACAGUGAAAAGAUUAAGAGGGAAAACAAGCCAGUAAUAUUGUCUCAUCAUGUGAUCUCUGCUUUGCAGCAAGGGCAAGAGAAAAAGAAUGACCCGUCAUGUUUUAUUUUUAUGGAUGAUGAGGAGGCAGAUGUAAAUGUCAAGAUAAAGAAGGCAUAUUGUCCACCGGUUGUUGUCAAUGAAAACCCAUGUCUGGAGUACAUCAGAUACAUUAUUUUCCCUUGGUUUAGUGAGUUUGUGGUUGAGAGGGGUGAAAAAAAUGGCGGUAACAAAACAUUUUCAAGUUUUGAGGAACUAAUCUCCGACUACGAAAGUGGAAGAUUGCAUCCUGGGGACUUGAAGCCUGCUCUUACAAAAGCAAUCAACAAGAUAUUGCAGCCCGUGCGCGAACAUUUCAAGAAGGAUGCUGCUGCUAGAGAUCUAUUAAAAAGGGUCAAGGGUUACAAAGUUUCCAAAGACCCCCCAGUGGAGAAAAUUCCAGUCGCCUCUGACAUUGAGUCGCAGUCAGUGGAGUUGCAGGAUGAGGAAUUAUCUUCUGAACUGCUAUCAGAUGGGUUGAACCAGAUGAGUAUUGAAGACCGCAAAUUUAAUACCGUAAGGAGUAUAGGGGAGGAGUGUAUAAAGUUGGAUGAACUGAAGAAUCUUCUAGCGAAGAAGCCUGAACCUAUUGCCUAUGACGGCUUUGAACCUUCCGGUAGAAUGCAUGUAGCUCAGGGGAUUCUUAAAGCAAUUAAUGUCAACAAACUAACAUCAGCCGAUUGCAGAGUGAAGAUAUGGGUUGCAGAUUGGUUUGCACAGUUAAACAAUAAACUGGGGGGAGACCUUAAUAAAAUUCAGACUGUUGGAAAUUAUUUUGUGGAGAUAUGGAAAGCUCUUGGAAUGAAGCUGGAGGAAGGGAAAGUAGAAUUUUUGUUGUCCUCCAAAGAGAUCAAUUCUAGGUCAAACGAGUACUGGCCUCUGGUACUGGACAUAGCUAGAAAGAACACACUUUCGAGGAUAAUAAAGUGCGGUCAGAUAAUGGGCCGUAGUGACAAGGAUCAGUUGACUGCAGCUCAGAUAUUAUACCCAUGUAUGCAAUGUGCUGAUAUAUUUUUUCUCAAGGCGGACAUAUGCCAACUUGGCAUGGAUCAGAGGAAAGUGAAUGUCCUUGCAAGAGAAUAUUGCCUUAAGAUAAAGAGGAAGAACAAACCGAUUAUAUUGUCUCAUCAUAUGAUUCCUGGUUUGCAGCCAGGGCAGGAGAAGAUGUCAAAGAGUGAUCCAUCUUCUGCCAUUUUUAUGGAGGAUGAAGAGGAAUCUGUAAAUAUGAAGAUACAGAAGGCGCAUUGUCCACCUAAUGUUGUUAGUGGAAAUCCUUGUUUGGAGUAUAUCAAAUACAUCAUAUUCCCUUGGUUUUCUGAAUUCAGUGUCAGCAGAAGUCAAAAUGAUGACACGAUCUAUAACAAUUUUAAAGCCCUUAGUGCUGAUUAUGAAAGUGGGGAAGUACAACCCAGUGACCUGAAACACGCUCUUGCAAAAGCAUUAAAUCAGAUAUUACAGCCUGUGCGUGAUCAUUUCCAAAAUGACCCAGAUGCCAAGGAUUUACUCAAGAGGGUGAAGAGCUACCAAAUCACCAGAUGAUGGAUGGAAGAGUGUCUGCGAACCAUGGACAAAACACCAUCUUCACGAGUGCCAGCAAUUGUACGUGACAUGUUUUAUUUGGUGACAUCUGAUAUAUACACUUAUAAUUUACUGUAACAAGUAAUGCAAGUGAAAUUACAUUGAGGUAUAUUUACUUGGUUCAUAUUGACAAUUUUGUUGAAAAUUGAAAAUUCAAGUAGUACCAUUGAAAUUUGAAGAACUCAUGUUGAGCUUUUGUGUGAA
Daucus carota subsp. sativus is the source of this 2577-nucleotide messenger RNA. Its product is annotated as tyrosine--tRNA ligase 1, cytoplasmic. Bases 121 to 2334 code for a protein of 737 amino acids. The record is from RefSeq and is a predicted model, not a curated record. The transcript has 18 exons. Gene Ontology annotation, cellular component: cytoplasm. NCBI's taxonomy places the organism in Eukaryota, Viridiplantae, Streptophyta, Magnoliopsida, Apiales, Apiaceae. Gene Ontology annotation, biological process: tyrosyl-tRNA aminoacylation. Gene Ontology annotation, molecular function: tyrosine-tRNA ligase activity; ATP binding.